Messenger RNA from Leucoraja erinaceus (little skate), 938 nucleotides. Its product is annotated as securin-like. The record is from RefSeq and is a predicted model, not a curated record. Gene Ontology annotation, cellular component: nucleus; cytoplasm. Gene Ontology annotation, biological process: chromosome organization. The transcript has 6 exons. Lineage: Eukaryota; Metazoa; Chordata; Chondrichthyes; Rajiformes; Rajidae. Bases 167 to 784 code for a protein of 205 amino acids.
CGGACCGGACCGGAGCCGCUGACUAGGUCAUAUCGCAGGUCUCAGUGUUUCAUUUUUGGACUCUUUCUGAGAGUGCCGCCUUACUUUCGACGACAGGGUGUUUAUUAAUCUGGUGUGUUCUGCUCCGUGAAGUUCGAGGAAUAAUUAAAUUGAUCUGUAAUUGAAAAUGGCAGUGAGAAUAUUUGUGGAAAAAGAAAAUGAACUCUUGUGUACCCGUACAAAAAAACACCUACUUUCCUCUUCUACAGCUGAAACAUCUCUACUGCAGACUCCCAAAGCUGGAAAAUUUUUAAUGACACCUCGCUUACAACAGUCUGCAAGAAAAGCACUGGGGGAUGUGAACUGUAUUUUGCGUACAGGCGCCAAGACUGAUCAUCCUCAGAAAAAGGGAAGAGAAAAAGUCCAUAAAACAAACAGUAAUGUGCAAACUUUAAAAACAAAGCCCACAGAAAAAAUGUCAAUAUCAGACCCAUCAAAAUGCCAUUCUGAGAAACUAGACGACUGUCCUGAAAUUGAGACUUUAAUUCCAUUUGAUCCUUUUGACUUUGAAGACUUUAAUAUACCAGAAGAACAUCGGAUUAGUCACAACUGCCUGGCAGGCUUGUCACUCUUCUUCCUUGAGAAGGAAGGAGCUUUAAUGGAGAAAGUGCUAAAUAAAGUCCAUUCCCCUAUGAAAUGGCCUUCUCUUCCAAAAUUAUCAGGUUUGGAUUUUGAGAAUAUUGAUGACUUGGCAGACCUGAAUGAAUUUGAUAUUGAAUUGCCAUCAAUGGAAUAUGACUUCUGAAGACUAAUAUCUGAAUCUUCUUGUUUAUUUUAAUUUUUAGUGUUUGUUGUGUACAUAUUGGAUCUGUGUGUACUUUGCAGAUUGAUCCUGAACACUUUCAUUGUUCCUUGUGUAAUGUAUUCUACAACUCUUAAUAAAGCUUAUUGUAGAGUAA